Hippocampus comes (tiger tail seahorse) is the source of this 3126-nucleotide messenger RNA. RefSeq names its product ADP-ribosylarginine hydrolase (gene adprh). The coding region runs from base 439 to 3054 and encodes 871 amino acids. NCBI's taxonomy places the organism in Eukaryota, Metazoa, Chordata, Actinopteri, Syngnathiformes, Syngnathidae. The transcript has 16 exons. The record is from RefSeq and is a predicted model, not a curated record.
ACGCUAUCAAAGGUUGAAAUGUGCUUCUACCCCGUUUUCGCCAUUGACACAAGGUGAAAAUGCCGCGGAGAAUUCAAGUUAGGUGGGUGCAGCGCUUGGCAACGUAAAAUGGCCGCCGAUGGCUUCAUUUCUCCUGGCGUCAAGUUGGCGACAUUGUUGGUCCAUUCAUAUAGAAGUCGUGUGCGCUCGCGUUUUCUUUUAUUUUUAGGCCGCAAGAUUCCGAGACCGCUUUGCUCGUCUAUUUAGCGACAGAACGAGACACAAAACUAAAACAUUGUCGGCCCGGAACACGUCGCUGGACACGACUUCCACUUUUGCGAUCGAAUUUCGCAGGCGACGAGGUACGGCUGGUCCACCGCUUCCGGCCUCUCAGGCCCGACGUCGACUUCUGCUCACGGCCGCCUUGUGCGCACUCAUUUUCUUGGGAGAGUCGCUGCAAUGGACCGAACUGUCACAGUGGAGCACUACAAGGCGGCCAUGUUGCUGAGUGGUGCAGGUGAUGCUCUGGGCUACAGGAACCAGCAGUGGGAGUACAAUGAGUCUGGAGCAGCCAUUCACAAGGAGCUGGAGGAGCUGGGCGGGCUCAAGAACAUCAAGGCCGAGCUGCCCGAUUGGCCCGUGAGCGACGACACCGUCCUGCAUCUGGCCACGGCCGAGGGACUCGCCACUGGCAAGGAAGGGGAAGAGCUUCUGCAUGAGGUGGCCGCUCGCUAUGUGGAGGGGAUGAAAGACAUGGAAGGCAGGAAGCCGGGACCCUCAAGCAUUCAUGGAGUGUCCCAGCUGAGGCCCGGGGAGGAAGGCGGCUACCGAGUUGCGUACAACCCGGAGGGGACGGGCUGCGGAGCCGCAAUGAGAUCCAUGUGCAUCGGGCUCAGAGACAGUGAAAUAGACCAGAGUCAGCACAGCGAUGCCAGCGCGUCACUCGGCGCCGAGUCCGAGCGCGACGCUCAGCCCCCGGAGGAGCUCGAGGACGCGGAAGAGACGGGUGACGCCAAGGCCAUCGGGGAGCUCAAAGGCUACCUCCACAACUGCGAAAAGUUUUAUAUCUUUUCAAAGUUCUUGAAAAGCGAAGGCGAGGGCAAGAAGAAAGUGCACACCGGCUCGGCCAAGUGCAUGCAGCCCGGCUGUAAAAACAAAGGUGUGACCUACACCUCAAUUUCCAGGGCCCAUCUAAGGGCGCACUAUCAAACCGUGCACCCUGGAAAGAAGUCGGCGCUCACAGCUGCGCUGGCCGGAAACAGCAAGCGUGGCCAGCGCACAAAGCAUCCCUCCAAGAAGCGCCGGCUGCCCGCGGAGGAAUCUCGUGGAGAAACGUUCAGCCAGGAGCAGGCCAGGCAGAUGUUCACAAGGUGGUUUGUGGAGACACUUUCGCCCCCCAGCCUUUGUGAACACCCCUACACCAGGGAGCUGUUUGCCUACCUCAAUCCCGAGUUCCAGCUCAUGUCCCGGCGGACGCUGGCCAGGGACCUGGACGAGCUGAUGGAAAAGGCCAAGCUGGAGGUCAACCAGCUGCUGUCCAAGCAGCAGUGGCUGGCAACCACCGCCGACAGCUGGACGGUGCACCACCGCGCCUUCCUGGGCAUGACUGUGCACUGGAUCGACAGGCUCAGCCUGAAGAGGAAGAAGGCAACUCUGGCAUGCAGGGAGUUGAAGGUCGGCCAGACACAUCAGCUCCUGGGGGAAGCCAUCCAUGAGGUCCACCGGGAGUUUGGCAUUGUCGAGAAAGUGGUAGCGACCACCACGGACAAUGGCGCAAACUAUGUCGCGGCCUCCAAUGCCUUUGGGGAAUCGGAGGAGAGGGGGGAGGUUCAAGAGGAAGAAGAGGGGGAGGAGGAGGAGGAGGAGGAAGUGACAGGGCAGCCCGGCGACGUUCAGGGACAGCUAGACGACGAGGACAUUGACGCCGAGCCUCAGAUCAAUCUGCCACCCCACCGCUGCUGUAGCGCGCAUACGUUGAACCUCAUGGCGACCACCGACAUCAGGGAGGUCAAGGGCUGGAGCAAGGGGGACACUCCUUGGCGCCGGGCAAGCACCAAGGCCCGGCGCCUCUGGAACCUCCAGAACCGGAGCCCCACCGCCGCCAGUCAGAUCAAGGAAGCCGUCAAGAGGAAGCUGACCACCCCCGUUGCAGUGAGGUGGAACUCCUACUUGAACAGUGUGAAGGUGCUGUUGGAGGUGAUGUCUUUGCCUGAGCAGGUGGAGGCCAUCAACAACAUCAUAAUUCAUCACAACGCGGGAGUAGCGCUUCAAGAUCAGGACAUUAAGGUCCUGACAGAGUACAGGGACGUCAUGAAUCCUGUGGCGGACACCCUGGACAGCCUGCAGGGCGAGGACAACGCCUACAUGGGCAUCCUCCUCCCGACGCUGCUGGUCUUGAAGAGGUGGCUGCUGCAGCACCAGCAAAGGGGUGAGCUGCAGUAUGCAGAGCCCCUGGUCCAGGCCCUCCUCAGAGGAUUUGACAAAAGGUUUGGCUUCCUCUUUGAAGACCAAGACCUGCUCAUGGCCUGUGCCCUGCACCCAUCCUUCACCCCUGCUGUCCUGACAAGGAUCGUCUCCAGCCAAGCUGACGCCAUCAAGGGCAGGAUCCUGAGGGAGCUGAAGGCCAUGGUGCGCCCUGGGGAGGAGGAGCAGCAAGAGCAACAGCCAAUACAGGCCCAGUCUGACGUAAAGAGCCACCAGGACAUGGUUUUCAAGGAACUGUUUGGCACUGACCAGGAGGUGAUGAGCCAGGAUGUGGACCUGGUGUUGAGGGCCAGCAUGCAGGACUGGAAACCCCGGCGUGAAGCCCUCUCCUGGGCCCUCUUCCCCAAGGAGCACCGUGAGGCGUGGGUGGACUUGUUCAUCAAGUACAACACCCCUCUGCCAAGCUCCGCUGCCGUUGAGAGGAUGUUCUGCAUCGCUGGCGACAUCCUCAGGCGCAAGAGGGCCGCCCUGGCCAGCCACAACUUUCAGAAGCUGGUUUUCCUCAAGGGGAACAUGUCCCUGUUGGGAUACCCCAGCUACCAAGGGCAGUUCGGGGGGGGAGAAGUAGAAGGAGAAGCUGUUGUAUUAUAAGAUUUUUAUUGUAUUUCUUUUUUGUAAAGUGGUCCAAACUGUUUCUAAAUGAAUACAACUGUGCUGUUGUUA